Fimicolochytrium jonesii is the source of this 3714-nucleotide messenger RNA. RefSeq lists its product as uncharacterized. The coding region runs from base 1 to 3714 and encodes 1237 amino acids. NCBI's taxonomy places the organism in Eukaryota, Fungi, Chytridiomycota, Chytridiomycetes, Spizellomycetales, Powellomycetaceae. The transcript has 2 exons. Gene Ontology annotation, cellular component: membrane. Gene Ontology annotation, biological process: potassium ion transport. The record is from RefSeq and is a predicted model, not a curated record.
AUGUCGGAAUCAGGAGAAGCCGGUUACAGGGGAACCCGGGAGCAGGAGAAGCCUGUGAGGCCGGCCGGUGGGCUCCUCAACCAACUGUUAACCGACAACCGAGCCCGCGCACGGCAGAGGCCGGCUCGUCAGGACAGAACCGUCGGUCCUCGGCACUAUCGAAAGGACAUUAUGGUUGAUUCGGACGGGAAUAUCGAUGAUCGGGAGAAACUUAUCGCUGCCCUCGAAGGCCUCGAUGGAGACUGCGAAGAAGUUCGAGAAACGAAACAUGGCGAAAACUCGAAAACGCAUUCCUUGGUACCCAGGCCUUAUGUGCAUAAAACCACCGGGCUCGCACUGGUCCGCACGAACUACUACAUUCGAAAAUCCAGCAACCGAGAAACGAGACCGAUGGAGAAACAAAAGCCGUUCCAAGCCCUCAAUGCCAAGUUCCAUGCGCAGAGCUACGUGAAGAACAUCCGCCAGCUGCCGAAGAACAAGCACUUUGUCAUGUUCUUUGUCUGGAUCGACUUGCUGGUUGACUGCUUGAUGUGCAUUGCGUACAUCGAUCAGAUAUCCGUGUCUGCCCCUCUCACGGAUGUCUCGCCAUCAUGGCUGUUCUUUUCGCGCCCGAGAUGGUUGUGGGUUGCAUUAGUGGUGUGCAGCGUGUACAACCUGGGAUCCUUCUUGACGCGCAUUGUCGGCACGGCAGAGAAACGAAAAGCGCUGUUCUCCGUGGAGCCAUUACUCGACCUGUUGACGGCUGUGCCAUUCAUAGUGAGCUUGUUUCUCCCCAAUGGCCAAAACCUUUACGUGCCAUACUUCUUACGGGUUUGGUACGUCCGUUGGCGUGCUCUCCGAGUGCUAGGAGCACACGCUUCCAUCGAUUCAGAUAGCGGCGCCGUGGCGAUCAAUCCCGUUCGGCAACAGUUGACAAACCUUUUCGUUCUCAUUCUGGCGCUCCUCUUCUCGAUGAUGUGCGCGUUCCAGUGGGCUGAGCUGGCCUUCGCCGGUACAACCUACACAGCCAUCGACGUUCUGUAUUUCUCAUUCGUGACCGCUUCCACCAUCGGUUAUGGAGAUAUAUCACCGUCUCACUGGGUAUCGAGGCUGAUUACGAUUGCCUUCAUUGUGCUUAUCCUCACACUGAUUCCCGGUCUCAUCGGCGACUUCUUGGAGGCGUGGCGACUGAAUCAGGACAGUAGUAAGACCUAUGUACCUGGCCGGAAUCAGCAUAUUAUUCUCAUCGGGAACUUUACCAACGCCAAUCGUGUUCAAGACCUUCUAAACGGUUUCCUUGACAUACGAAACAACAACUCAACCGACACGCACCUCAUUUUAGUUGGCUCAAAGGAAGCGCCGCGAGCGGUCGAAUCUCUGUUGACCCUCCCCUUCUACAAAUCAUGCACGACCUAUAUUCAGGGAACGCCGUUGAAUGAAAGCGAUUUUAGACGGAUGAAAUCGAAAGACGCCGCCGCGGCUUUCGUUCUCGCACAUCGAAACGCGACCGAUUGGUUCGAGGAGGACCAACACACCACCUUGGCGGCGUGGUCCUUCCAUAUCCAUAACCCAAAAGUACCAUUGUACGCCGAAGUUCUCCUUCCCGAAACCGCCGCCUUCCAACAGAUGGCGCGGGUCGUCAUCUGCGUCGAUCAAAUCAAACAAGUUCUGAUUGCCUAUAACUCGCUCUAUCCCGGAAUGUCGACCUUGAUCCUGAACCUCAUCUUCCAAUCAAACCCUUCCACUCAGUGCGUCUAUCCUUGGGAGUUCCAGUACUCGGACGGCCUCGCCAAUGAGAUCUACACUGAUACUGCAAACCCUAUAUUCGUGGGUCGCAGUUUUACGUGGGUCUCGUGGUAUCUGUACGUGGAGUUUCAGGUCACUCUUUUCGCCAUCAGCCCGGAACCUUCGUCAGCUACCGAUGCGGUCCCAGAACACGGGCGAAACACCCUACCGUCGUGGAACAACGAGCGCGAGUACGCUGCCGGUUCUUUACUGUUGAACCCUGGACGGAACUACAAGAUCCAGAAAGGCGAUGUAUGUUAUUACAUUGCCAAUGUUCGAGAAGAAGUCGACAGAAUAGGGAGAAUGACCGCGGAGAACUUGCGGAACUCCUUGAGACAGUAUGGGAUCCGUGACGAGUGCCUCGAUGUGACGGUCAAUAUCGACCCGCCAGGCAACGAGGAACGCAAAAGCCAAGCCAAUACGCGGCUGAAUCAACCGUCCGCAGCUACGCUCACGGCGCCGAGUUACAACAUCAUCAAUGCUUCGGACGAUGAAAGCGACGAAGACGACCGGAACGGUGCCAUGAGAAUGAGGAAAACAUCCCAUGCGAGCAACCAGCCUGCCACUGCCACUGUAUUGAACGGCCCUCCAACUCCACCAGCUCCACCAUUGGAUGACUGCCACCCAGACCCCAUGGUACAGAUCAAGCAGGAGACCUUCCAAGGCCGACCUGAAGCACCUUACACCGCAACCGCAUCCGAGCAACCACCCGUUUGCCAUCUUCUCCGAAUUCAACGAACGAAUGUAUCUGAGUGCCUGGUGGACGACGCCACACACUUGAGGGAUCAUAUCAUCGUGUGCGCCGGCGAGCAACCACUCUUCCGCUUCCUCUGCACCCUCCGGUCUGUCUCCCUAUCGUCACAGCAUAUCCGCGACAUCCUCAUCGUCGGGCCAAAGAAGCCCUCAGACCAGGAGUUCAGCCAUAACCUCGCCGUGUUCCCAGGAAUAUACUACAUGGUAGCCGACUGUCGCCGCCGCGACGACAUGCUCCGCACCGGCAUCGAGUAUGCGCGAACGAUCUGCAUCCUCUCCAAGCCGGAAAACGCGUUCGCCAACAACCCGGCGCAGAGCCGGUCUUCGGACACAACCUCUGACGACCUCACCACGUCCUUCGCCGACAGCGCGGCCGUGAUGACGACCCACGUUGUCCACCAGAUCCUGGCAUCGUGCGGUGUGCCCGUAAACACCCACGCGCAGGACAUAGUAGGCGGAGGCGAAAACGGCGAUGAAUCGCAAGGCAUCGUCGGACCCGUGAAGCAGCUACACGAGAACCAGCAACAAGACGCGGCGGAGGAGACCCAGCAAGACGACACAAUCAAAAUGGGCGAGGAGAUCGAGAUUACCGAGUUGCACUCCAAACCCGUGCGGGAGACGCCGUAUGUGACUCUCGUCACGGAGUUGUUGGAUCGGAAAAAUAUCCGUUUCCUGCAUGCUUUGCAAUCCGCCGCGCCUAUCAUCGACCACCUGCAUUCACCCGUGUAUGCGGCCGGGUACACCGUCGUGUCUGCCCUCCUGGACAAUUUCGUGUAUGCGGUGUAUCAGAACCCAGCCAUCAUCGACAUCGUCAAAGCCUUCUGCGGCGAUUACAACCCCAGCAAUCUCUCCGAGCCCUUCACCCCAUCGGCCUCACAGAACGGCGGCAGCCCAACCCCAGAAUCCGAACCCGACCUCUCCGCCUCCCAACGCAGUUUCCUCAAAUUCACACCCAUCCCCAACGCAUUCAAGGGAAAAACGUACGGCGAGCUCUACCGCCACCUCGCGUUUGAGGCCGACACGGAGAAACAUGCGAAUGGGGCUGCGGUGCCUGAUGCGGAUCAUAGCAGUAUCCCUGUGGGGCUGCUCAGGCCGCCGAACCAGGCGCUGGGUAAUUCCUUGCCUUUCGUUUAUACCAACCCGGUUCCGUCGCUUGUGCUGCUGCGGGGCGAUCAGGUUGCGGUGUUGAGGAAUUAG